Diutina rugosa is the source of this 1329-nucleotide messenger RNA. RefSeq lists its product as uncharacterized. The coding region runs from base 1 to 1329 and encodes 442 amino acids. The record is from RefSeq and is a predicted model, not a curated record. NCBI's taxonomy places the organism in Eukaryota, Fungi, Ascomycota, Pichiomycetes, Serinales, Debaryomycetaceae. The transcript has a single exon.
AUGUGGAGACGGGCGGCGCCGAGACUACUAGGGCGGCCUACACAAUUUAUCACGCCUCGAAGGGGGAUCAAGCUCAGUGCCCUGGGGGCUGCGGCUAUAAAAGGGUGGGGUCCGUUUAUCAAUAUUAUUGGAGGCGCCUAUAUCGGGGGCCUCAUCGUGUGCUUUGGCCUGUUGUACUUGAUGUACCACGACGCCGACCAGCGCCAGCCGAUUCCGUUUGAGCUCAAGUUCAAUGAUCAAGUCGAAGCCGUGAAAGCGAUUAAUAAGGACGACGUGUGCCACAGCCCCCGCCACGCGGUGAAACACUACCGUAAGCUCUUGAUUGAGUUGGCUAAGGAAAAUGGUGUUGAGUGGCACUAUGAUGAAACUGACCCUACUACCAAAUACGACGUCCCCAUUUUAUCAUCGGACGUGCUUGUUUAUAAGAAACUGGCCAAAUUCGCCAAUUUUUAUGUCGAUAUUGUCCUUCGCUACGCUAAAGCAUUAUUGGCUAAGGGCCAACCGGAAGCGCUGAUCCACAUAUUGGAACAAAUGAUCACUAACGACACUAUCUUCUAUAAGUUAGGUGAUGCUGAACGGCUAUCGCAGUGUGCUCGUUUACUUAGUCGGCUUGAACCGAAACCGGAAGAUAAGCAAGGGGUGCUUGAUCGUGACUUGGAUAUGUUGAUUAAGACCUACGACGGCAUCGACAUCGACCAGUACCGCAUCCAGAGCGAUUCUAAGGUCACUGACGAAGUAUUGGCGUGUCUUAAUGAUAUCGCGUUUACACAAGCCAAACAAGGAGGAAAACACCAUUUGAACACGGCGUUAAACAUCUACAUGGCCAACUUGAAAAAGCUUACAGAGAUUAAGAAUGACAUUGAUAAUCACGUCAAGACGCAGGCGCUGUUUCCUGCGUUUGACUGCGAUAACAAAAACCUUGUCCUCCUCAUAAAUGAAUGUAAGGCACACAUCUCCGAGAUCAUGUGGGCUAAAGGCUACAAAAAGAAUGCCAUUGCGUGGAGUGAAGAUGUGGUUAAUGGCUUAUUCCCCUACCAUAACGCUGAGCCGGAAGUGGCCCCCUUGUUAGUACAAGUGCUCAACAACCUCGACGCCAUGUACGCCAACCUCAAAGAUACCCACUCCCGCAACCGGUGCAAGCAGGCCAAAGACCAGCUUGAAGUGUUUGACACUGACGAUAAAGGGUGGUACGAAAACUUUAUAAACCGGUGGUCACGGAUCAUUUGGUCAAAAGGUCCCCUUGGAAUCAUUGAGAAACCGUUACUGGAACGGUUUGGCCAGCCUCAGCCGUUACCCGAACUCGAAGAAAUUGAACCCGAAGACGACUAA